This is a messenger RNA of Trypanosoma cruzi, 903 nucleotides long. Its product is annotated as trans-sialidase, putative. The coding region runs from base 1 to 903 and encodes 300 amino acids. Lineage: Eukaryota; Euglenozoa; Kinetoplastea; Trypanosomatida; Trypanosomatidae. The transcript has a single exon. The record is from RefSeq and is a predicted model, not a curated record.
AUGGUGAUGUUGUGUUUCGUUUUGAGUGGUUCAGGUGUGUACUGCUGUUGUGCUGCCUUUCUGCUUCUGUUCUCUGUUGCUCCUUAUGAAGAAGGAAGUUACCACCAAACGCGAAUCGCCACUCUGGAAUUCGAAGGCUCUGAAAGGACCAACAACCGCACACACACAUAUAUUUAUAUGCUCUCACGUGUUGCUGCAGUGAAGGCACCCAACGCACACAACCGUCGCCGCGUGACCGGAUCCAGCGGAAGGAUGAGGGGAGGAAGAGAGAGUGAGCCGCAGAGGCCCAACAUGUCCCGGCGUGUGUUUACUUCCGCGGUGCUGCUUCUCCUUGUGAUGUACUGUGAAGUUGAAGGUGCACGCGCUGCGGGGAGUAAUGUAAGGGAUACAGUUGCUGCGUUGAUGGGGAUUAAAAAGGAAAAGCUUGACAUGUGGGAGGAUGUUUCUGACGCUGGUGGUAAAUAUGGCUUGCUUCUUGGUCCCAGUCUUGUUGAGGUGCAGGGUCAUGUAUUUGCUAUUGCUGAAGCCCACUGCAAGGAUUGGGGUGACUGCAGCGACGCCAGCUUUACUGGGAUUGCGUCAUGGUACUUUGAUUUAAGUGGUGUCGCUGGUCCAACGGAGAUCUCGACGGCAGAUACGAGUAACUUUGGCGCAUAUCCUCUAAAGGAAGGUUCUGAGGGCGUCAGCACCACAAACGGCAUAACGCGACCAACGACACUUGUAAUUGGGGACAGUGUUUACAUGCUCCUGGGAAACUACAGCCGUACAGAGCAGCAGAUUCAAGGUAGGAAUGAGCGGGGCCCCUUACUCGUGAAGGGAUCUCUCACUGAUGAGGAUGGAAAGAAGAAAAUCAGAUGGAAUGAGACCCAUGCAGUGAGCUUUAGAGCCCCAGGAGAUCCUUAA